Molecule: messenger RNA, 528 nt
Organism: Cordyceps fumosorosea ARSEF 2679
Lineage: Eukaryota; Fungi; Ascomycota; Sordariomycetes; Hypocreales; Cordycipitaceae
Exons: 2
Coding region: 1-528 (175 amino acids)
Source: RefSeq, a predicted model, not a curated record
AUGGCGCAAACACCGUCUACGCCAGUCAAGGUGCCCUCGUCCGCCGCCGACUACACGCCCGCGACGCUCGACCCGGAUCUUCGCUCACAGAUCAACACGAUCCUCCUCCGUGACGGCCACGUCCCCAAGUCCGUCCUCUCCCUCCCCGCCGCCCUCCUCUCCUCCUCACAACCCCCUUCUCCCCCCCCUCCCUCCCCAAACUUCAACCCCUUCUCCAAAUCCUCCAAGCGACUCCUCCACGCCCUCAACGCCGACUCCUCCAACUGGCCCACCGUCGUGCAGGACCACGCCCUGCAACUCCUCCGCUCCGGCGAAGUCAUCACCUUUCCCGCCCUCCUCCGACGCGUCCUCGACGACAUCCGCGAAGCCUCCUCCUCCGCGACGACCAACGGCAGCAGCAGCAAGCCGACGACCAACGGCGACGGCGCCGCGGGGAGGCCGUCGCUGGCGGUGCCCCAGGCGGUCGUCGAGGAGACCAUCCGCGUCACCAAGGAGUGCCUCGAGAGCGUCUGCGAGAUCGAGGACUAG